GAGCAUUUUUAAUGCAUAAUAACCAAAAACUCAUUUCAGAUAUCGCCUUGUCUUCAAAAAAGAGAAACAAGAAGAUAUAAAGCAAAGACUUACUAUUGCAAAACAACCAUAUGAUUUUUUACCAGAGGAAAAACUUGAAGUUUCUUAUGAAGAAGUAUUUGUUCCUGGGACUGAACUUGAUAUGCCUAAACGACCUCCUUGGGAUUUUUCUUUGAGCAAAGAGCAAUUAGAAAUGCAAGAACAAAAAUAUUUCAGAGAAUAUGUAAAAAAUUUAGAAUUGAAAUUUGGAGAACAAGAACUUAGUCAUUUUGAAAUGAAUUUAGAAACCUGGCGUCAGUUAUGGAGAGUUAUAGAAUUUUCUGAUAUUGUUCUACAAGUGGCUGAUAUACGAUAUCCAGUAUAUCACUUUUCGCCUGCAUUAUAUGAUUAUGUGAUCAAGGAUUUGAAAAAAAGUAUGAUUUUGGUGCUGAAUAAGAUAGAUCUUGUCCCUGCUCCAUUGGUUUUGGCCUGGCAAGAAUAUUUCAAAAAACAUUUUCCUGCAUUAAAUGUUAUGUGCUUUGCAUCUUAUGCUGGAAUGAUCUUGAAAGAAGGGAAAAGUGGCCGACGACUCGGAAACUUACACAUGGCUAUUGCUGGAACUUGUCAACUUUUGAAAAUUUGUGAAGAUAUUGUUGGAGAUGCAGUAAAUCUAUCUACUUGGAAGAAAAAAAUUAACAAGGAAAGAGCUCAAAUCGGUGCUAGUGGUGAAUGCUACAUCGAUACCAAUUUGGAUAUAGAAAGUGAAGAGGAUAAAAAUAAUGACACGGAUAUAAAGCAGGAACCUAAUGACACAAGUUAUUAUGAGGGAGAAAGAUAUAAAGACAAUGUUCUUACAAUUGGUUUUGUUGGUCAUCCAAAUGUAGGGAAGUCUUCAUUUUUAAAUGCAGUUUGCGGUAAAAAGGUUGUUAGUGUUUCCAGAACUCCAGGACACACAAAGCAUUUCCAGACAAUUAUGUUAUGCAAAAAUGUGAGGUUAUGUGAUUGCCCAGGAUUAGUAUUUCCAUCUUUAGUUCCUAAACCUAUUCAGGUUCUAAUGGGCUGUUAUCCAAUAUCUCAGCUUCGUGAACCAUAUUCCGCUAUAGCUUAUUUAGGGGAGAGAGUGAAACUGGACGUAAUUCUGAAACUGACACAUCCCGAUUUCGAUCCAUCUAAGGACAGUAACGAUCUUAAAUGGUCAGCUUAUGAUAUUUGUGAAGCCUGGGCUAUAAAGCGUGGUUUUCGAACAGCUAAAACUGCAAGGCCUGACAUUUUUCGAGCAUCUAACAUAAUUUUAAGAAUGGCUUUGGAUGGUCGCACUAUCUGUUUAGCAUUUUAUCCUCCGAAUUAUACUGAAGAAAAAGAAAUGUGGUCCAAUCAUCCUAGUCUAAAAGAUAUCAUCGCAAUCCAAUCUCAUAGACAAAAAGAACCAUCCCGAGGAAUGCAUACUGCUGUUGAUAGGAUAUUCUCUAAAAGCUCCGAGGAGAUAGAUGACUACGAAGAUUCAGACUCCGAGGAAGAAGAUUCUAGGAACGACGAGGCCGACAGUGAAGAUAGCACGGAAGCUUCUGCAUCAGGCAAUAAGUUUGAUCUUUUAAAUGAAGAGGUGAACUGUUGAAUCAUAUUUCCAAUAAUUUCUGCUCAUUAUUACAUUUCUGUCUGUAAAAAAUCCUAUUUUCUUAUCAUGAUGGUAGACAUAUCUAGUCUAAGGAUAGAGCUUCUUCAGUAUUUAUUUCUUGCUUGUAUUGGCAAGGGAUAAUCAGAUGCAUUCAAGAGUAAUGUGGAAAUAUUUUAUGUAAAUAUUUAAAAAUAUUAAAUGUCUUGUUCCUAGUAAUAAUUAACCAUGCUGCCUUCCAUUAAAUACAUAUAUAUUUUGGUAGAAUCUUUGUCAAUUUUUCUUCAAGAAAAUUACUUCCAGUUUACUGUUAAUUAUGAAAUCUUUUUGAAUGUAAAUUUUAUUUUCAUAUUGUAACAUAUGUUUCAUUAUUUUAAUUUCUUACUGUAAUUUAAGAUGUAACAGCACGUAUUGAAAAUAUUAUUUUAAUUUAAAAUAUGUAAUAAAAGAAAAUAUUUUCUAUAUAAGUAUAACUUUUAGGUUUUUAUUUGUCAUUUUCAUUAUUUUAGUAUAGGCGAAUUAUUAUUUUUUGGUAGCUUUGUCUUGUAAAGUCUUUUCAGUUUUUCUAUUUCAAACUUCUUUGUGAAUAGAGAGCAUAUAAGGUAGAGUCCCCAUAACUUGAGUUGAUUGGGACCAACAAAGAUUACUGAAAAUUUUGUUUCUUAGAAGUUAGAUCCAUCUAAAAUGAUAUCCUAGGGACAUAUAUGAAGCACACAAGCUUGUAAAUACAUAGUAUAAGUAGGUAAUAUUUUAUGUGAAUUAAAGAUUACAAGAGAGCACAUGACACUUUUAUUUAAAGAAUAAGAUUUAUCACUUUUCACAACCAAACUUUAAUUCUCCAUGAAUAUAUUGCAUUGAUGGUUUUUUUUCCAAAUCUUUUUAAGCUAUUCAAUAUUUUCUUCUUAAAACUGAACUAUGUGUUUUGUCUAACAUUGCUAUAAGUUACAUAUGUUUUUGAUUAGAAGCUAACUAACUACAGUUAUGUUGCAAUUAGUAUAUACAUUAGUUUGCCAUCUUAUAAAUCCUGUUGUGCUAUAUUAUUUUGUCUUAUUAUUAGACCCGAUUGCAUUUAUAUUGCUGAAAAUUUUAAAAUAGCAAAUAAAUGAUAUUCAAUAAUUUAUUUAUUAAUUAUUUUAUCAUGACCUAUAAAAGGAAAAAAUUUUUUAAAAAAUGAAUAAAAUAAUCUCUUAUUUAUAAAAAAGAAUCAAAAUUUUAUCAAAUUUUAUUCCUGCGAUGAUUUUUAAUAAAAACUUAUGAAGUAGUGAUUAUAACACUGCAUUAUGCAAACAACAAUAAUAAUUCAAAAAUAAUUAGAAUCUAAAUUAGGGAUCAAUUAUGUUUAAAUUAACACAUUUAUGUAGCAAUUUUUAGACAGAUGUUAGUUUCUGUCAAUUUUAGUUUAGUGUUAUCAUUUCUUAAAACUAUACUAGAAUGUUUUCAGUACACUCUCAGUACCCAUACAUAAAUUUCAUAAAAAGGUGUUGCUAUUGUUUCCUUUUAGUACAAAUAAGUGAAUUACUCUUGAAUAUUGGUAUAGAUCUAAUAAUAAUGCACACAAUUUUAGUUAUUUGUUUUGAUCUGCCUAAUUGUGCAACCAAUGACUAUUUUCACACUGCAUAAUGAAUGAAUAAUACCUAUCCAUUUUGAUAUGACUUCGUCUAAUAUUGAAAAGCUGAUCUGUAGCAGAAUUAAAAGUAAAUUAAAUAUUGCAAACGAAAAUAAUUCAAUUUGGAGAGAGAGAACGAACGUGUCAUAUUUAUUUCAUGUCAUUGUAGUCUGUGAUUCCUAAAAUUCCAAAAUGAGAUGGUCUAUAAUUUUUCUCAUUAUUAAACUUUUGAAUAAGUGAAACUUUUUUAGGAGGGGGGGACUCCACUAUAAUAGCCUUUUAUGUUCCCAUAUUGUAAUUUUAUAUAAUGUUUAAUCAUAUUAAUUUCCUUUUGUAGUUUUUCUCCAAAAUGAGAUGAGGGGGGGACUCUACUAUAAUAGCCUUUUAUGUUCCCAUAUUGUAGUUUUAUAUAAUGUUUAAUCAUAUUAAUUUCCUUUUGUAGUUUUUCUCCCUAAAUAAUGUAUGCCUGUAAAUGUAUGUUAAUUGCUUAUUGGUGCCAUUGUUAAAAUGUUUAAUAUUUUAAAAUAUGUUGUUACUUUUACUGUUGCCUUAUAAAUGUUAAUCAAUUGUAAUUGAUGUCAUAAAUGUUCUAAUUUAAUUAUAUUCUGUCUCAGUUUCUCAGUAUGAUCAACUGAAAUAAGUGUUUGAUAUUAUUUCCUUUGUGCUAUACUUAAAUAUAUAUUUUUUUUAAACAAUCAAAAAAAAUUUAAAUUUUUCAAUAAGUUUCUAGACGUUUUGUGUCAUUGUAUAGUCCCAAUAAUUAGUAUUCAUAGAAUAUACUCAAAUUUUAUGAAAGUCAAUGAAUUUUUUUUUGUUUUUUUGUUAUUACAGCUGUCUAUUAUUAGUUUUUUCUAAUUGAGGUGAUUUGUAAUAUAUAUCUCAAAUUUGACUUAAUAAGUUCAGAAGGAAACUUAAAUUAUGUAAGCUAAUAAACUAAUUAUGAAAAUAAUAUUAACAUAUGAGAAAAUUUUUCACAUGUUACGGUGUUUGACGUCUGUGAUGAAACAUAAUGAGAAUUUUUGAAAUUUAUAUAAUUAGUUCUAUAAUUAACUUUAUUGCUAUAUAAACUAUAGGAUUAAAUCCAAAGCAAAGUUUUGAGAAUUUUUUAUAUUAAAACAUGCUUAUCUUUAAGCAAAAUUUAUUUUACUAAAUUCAAAUGUCAUCGACUCUUCCCAUAUUGAUGCAAAAUGUUAAGUUUAAUUCAAUAACAAUUAUAUGUUAGAUAAAAUAAAUAAUCUGAUUUUUUUUAAAUUAUUAUUUUAAAAGUGUGAUGCAAAGAGGAGAACAGUUGAAGAAUUGUAUGAGAGUAAGGCAAGCAAAUUGUUCGUUUGCAAGCUUAGAUUUAUUUUAGUGUUUUUAAUGUAGUUUUAUUCUUUUGAAGUAUUUUUACAAAGCAAAUUGUUAACAUACGACCACAGUUUCCACUUUAAUGUGGGAGUAAGAAAAAAAUUAUUUUCAAGUGAAAUUAAUACAGAAAAACCAUACUCUUACCCUGACAUGCACAGUGCCCUUAUGUAUGAAGUUCUCUGCAAUUGCUUAGUUAUAUAUUUUUUAUUAUAAUUAUAUGCAAUUUUUCAAUAUUGUUUAAAUGAUGUUGAGUGUUAAAAUCUAUUUUUCCCCCUAGCGUUUAAAUGAAUUGCGAUUUUACAUAAAUAUUUUAUAAUUUCUUUACUUUUUGUGUCCUUCAACUUAUUUUUACUUUGAAUUUAAUGCAUCUUUAUUUGUUUGACUUGCACCACAACUCCUUUUAAACUAUUGAAAGAAUAAACAUGAUUGUGUGUUAUUUCUUAUAGUUACGGUAUUAAAAUGCUUUUUGAUACAUUUAUUAUUAUAGAAUUCUCUCUCAUCAUAGUACAAUUUACCAUUUAACCAAAUAAAUAUUUGAAUAAAAAGAAAAUAAACAAGUGUAAUUAAAAAUAUGUUAGAGACACUUAAAUUGUAAAGUUUACACUCCCCAAAUUUACAGUAUUUGAAAUAUUAUAUUUAAGAGGACUCAGCCAUGAAUAGGGAGAAAGGAAACUUUGGACAUGAAUUGCUACAAGGGUGCAAUAGGAUUGUUUUCAAGUAUUGUUCAUCUCUGCAUAAAUUCAAUUUUGGUAUUUAUUGCAUUACAGUUAAAGAUAAAAUUACAUGUAAAUUAGACAAUUAUUGAACCAAAAAACUUACAAUCAAGCUUUAUUAUUUAUUUAUUUUUAGUUUUGUAAUACUGAGAUUUAUUUAUUUUAUUAUUGUAAAAAUAAAUAAAUAGUAUUUUAAAAAAUUAAUAAAUAAAUAAAAAUUAAAAAAGAGCAAAUAGCUUAAACGCUAAAAUUUAACUGCAAAAUUUGAGUGAUGUAUCUUACAGUUACACAAACUUAGAGUGAUGUAUAUUACAGUACACUUAAUUAAUAACAUCAGAUGAAUUAGUAAUUGAAUGCUAUAUAGAAUCCAAUGGAAAUUAUAUUUAUUAUUUUUUUGUAUGGGCUUUGUUAAUUUUAAAAGAAUUGGAUCGUUAACAAAAUUUUUUUAAAAAAGAAAGCAUAACUAAAGUUCUUAAUUUUUCUAUUUUUGCAAUUGUUUCCUAUAAAUAAUGUCGUUUUUAGUUUAUUUCAAUUUCUGCUUUGUUUUAGUAGUAGAAAUUUCUCACUGCUUUACUAUUUAUUAAAUGGUUAGCUAGCUUGUACUAAUAAUAAUUACCUACAUAUUAGUAGUAAUAAGAUAUAAAAACUCUUUUACACCACAUAAACAGAAAUUUUUAAAUAAUUCUAUAUCAUUCUUAGUUAGAAGUUUUCCACUGUAAGUCAUUCCAAACUACAUUCAAGGUUAUCUUUAUAGCUGAAUCAAAAUAAGGCAGUUAGAUUUUUUUUUAAGUGUUUUUUCUUCCUUUUUGUAAAUGAAAAAUAUGCCCACAUUUUAGUCAAGCAUUUUCACAUAUACCUGGCUUAAAUAUAAAUAUUAUAUUUUCAUGAUAUCGUGAAAAUACCUUAUAUAAUAGAAGUGCACAACCUGUAGCUAGGGACCAAAUGUGGCCUAUGAACAGUCAAUGUGUUGCCCACUACCUUCCUACUAAAAACAAAAUUGGGAAAAGCUACAUAAUUGAUGUACCAAGCAUUAUAAUGUUUUUCAAACUAAUUUCUAUAAAUGUUGAAAAAUGUUUAAAUUAUUACAUUAAAACUGAUGUAGAAGCUUUAUAUCUGAUUUUCAAUAAAUGUUGAAAAACUUUUAAAUUAUAACAUUAAAAUUGAUGUAAGAAACUUUAUUCUGUCCCUCUCUAGCGAAACCACAGCCCAGAAAACGGGCAAAAAAUCAGCAGGGAAAGAAGACCCUAUUAAACUCUACUCUAGUUUGACUCAGUGAAAUGACAUGAAGGGUGUAGUAUAAGUGGGAGACGUUCUCGGCCAUCGACAGUGAAAUUUUUUCAAUAAACGUUAAAAAGCAAAUUAAUUUCAAUAAACGUUGAACAACGUUUAUAUAACAUAAUUCCAACAUGUAACAACACUAACCAUAAAGAUUUAAAUCUUUUAACAUUUGAUUCUUUUAAAGCAAAUUUUCUUUUUUUAAAGCAUACAGAGUUUAAAAACUUAUUUAAAAAUUUAUAGAUGUAUAUUAUUUAUAGGCAGUAAAAAAAUAAUAAAAUUAAUUAUUCCAUGGGGAAAGUUGAAUGCCUGAUAUAUUUAGACAAAAUGUGCAAUUCUUUAAAGGUUUUUUCUUUAAUUUAAAAAAGAUUGUAACAUAUAUUUUGUUGUAAUUAUAAAGUUGAGUUGAUAUUGUUCUAAUAGGAAUACUUCUCAGUUGAUAUUAAAACUAAAUUCAUUGGGUUCUUGGAUCUCUAGUGGAAAAGGCUGUGCACUGCUAUUCACUAUUUAUCUUUUUAUGUGAUAUUUUGUCUGAAGUAAAACACAGCUAUGUAUUUUUAUUUGAUCAUUUCUUCUAUUUUCAUUGCAUUUGCCAUGUAUCAUUAUUUGUUUAAAUAUUGUGAUAAUCAUUAUUUAGCACAAGCUCCUUGUGAAUAAACUUAUCAAAUUUUACUGGA
This is a messenger RNA of Parasteatoda tepidariorum (common house spider), 7248 nucleotides long. RefSeq names its product Nucleostemin 4 (gene Ns4). The record is from RefSeq and is a predicted model, not a curated record. Lineage: Eukaryota; Metazoa; Arthropoda; Arachnida; Araneae; Theridiidae. Gene Ontology annotation, molecular function: GTP binding; GTPase activity.